Messenger RNA from Colletotrichum fioriniae, 2091 nucleotides. NCBI's taxonomy places the organism in Eukaryota, Fungi, Ascomycota, Sordariomycetes, Glomerellales, Glomerellaceae. The record is from RefSeq and is a predicted model, not a curated record.
AUGGCGACGCGCAGCGACGCGCCCGAAGUGCGCGAGUCCAUCGAGGCCAAGGUCACCAAAGAUGUCGAAAUGACCGACGCACCCGACGCCAGCACCACCGAAGCCAAGCAACCCGAGCCGACUGUCUCUGCGGAACCGCCGCAAUCUGACAAAAUGGACAUCGACGCGGGUGCGAAUGCCGACGCCGAUGCCGAUGCCGAUGCCGAUGCGGACGCGGAAGGUGAAGUGGAUGCAGACGGCGACGUGGACGCCGACGCAGACGCAGACGUAGACGCAGAUGGCGAAGUUGACGCAGACGCUGAUGCAGAUGGAGACCCAGAUGAUGGUGUCGCAUCACCCGUGGAAUCCGAGCCUGGCGACCUUUUGGAUGUCAUCCAAACUAUCAGCUCAACUGUGAGCAACUACAAGGAUGAAGACGGUGAAUGGUGGGCGGCUAGUUUCCAGCGCAUCCCGAACAAGCGUCAACUGCCAGAUUACUUUGAGAUCAUUGAGAACCCCAUCGCCUUUAGUACCAUUCGCCACAAGAUUCAAAAAAAGCUGUACACAGAUUUCCCCGAGUUCGUUCGCGAUCUUGCACAGAUUUGUCACAAUGCGCAGGUUUACAACCGGCCUUCCUCGGCCAUAUUUAAGAGUGCCACCGUCAUCCGAGACCUUUUCAAGAAGGAGUUACAGAAACUUGUUGCCAAAGGCACCAUCAAGUCUGAAGAGGCUGAGCUUCCCGACUUGGGCGAGCUCCCGCCCGCGGAAGACUCAUCGCCAGAGGCCGAAUCCGAAGAGGACGAAGGAGAAGAGGAGGAGGAGGAAGAGGAAGAGGAGGAAGACGAUGAGUCCGACGAUGACGGAAAACGUCGACGAAGCAGGAGGCGUGGCCGGACUUCACUCACCAAGCGCCAGCUCGAGGAGGCCCGGGAGGAAGACGAACAUAAGAAGCGCGGCCGCCCUCCCAAAGUCUUGACACCGCUCGAGGCGCGUAUUCACAACGUCAUCAAGGGCCUGCGCAAGUUCCAGUCAGACGACGGUGACCUGCUCAUUGGUCCCUUUGAGAAGCUGCCCGAUAAGCUUGCGAACCCGGACUAUUACCAGGUCAUCACCAACCCCAUUGCGCUCGACAACAUCAAGAGGAAUGCUAAGAGGAAGAAAUACUCGACUGUCGACGAUGCGCUCAAGGAUAUCGAUCUCAUGUUCAACAACGCAAAGGAGUACAAUGAGGAGGCCAGUGAUAUUUACGAAGCCGCCGUCGAGCUGCAGAAGCAAGCACGUGAGCUGGUUGCGCAGGAAAAGUCGAGGCCGGACGAUGAAUUCCGUGACGAGGAUGGCAAGCUGCCACUAUCGGAAAUUCAGCACAAUGGCCAGGCAUGGCGAGUCGGCGACUGGGUGCAUAUUCGCAAUGUCAACGACAUGGCCAAGCCCAUUGUUGCGCAAAUAUUCCGAACUUGGCAAGACCGAGCAGGACAGCGAUGGAUCAACGCCUGCUGGUACUACCGUCCCGAGCAGACGGUGCACAGGUUCGAGAAGCACUUUUUCGAGAACGAGGUGGCUAAGACGGGCCAGUACCGCGACCACCAGAUCGAAGAGGUGCUCGACCGAUGCUUCGUCAUGUUCGUUACGCGGUUCAAUAAAGGACGGCCGCGUACGCUGCCGGCGGAUAAGGAGGUGUACGUGUGCGAGUCUCGGUACAACGAGGCGACUUGUAAAUUCAACAAGAUCAAGACGUGGACGAGCUGCGUGCCCGACGAAGUGCGGGAGAAGGACUACGAGAUGAAGCUGUUUGAUCAGCCGCGGCGGCUCAAGAAGGUGCCUAGCCCGAUCAAACACUUACUGCAGGCGGAUGCGAAGGAAACGGAUGAGCUCCCGAAGCCGACCUGGGGGGCUGCAAACGCACCGCCCAUUAUUGGUGCCGUGCAUCGGCGCCCUCGAGAAUCAAACGUGAGUUUGGAUGUGAUUCAUCUGGUUUUCCCUGCUGUUGUUUCUUUCGUUUGGUCUAUCAGACUGGUGGUUCUGGGCCGGCUUGUCAUUACGGGUGUGUGUUUCUUGCACGAAUACCUCCACGCUGGAAUACCACACAGCCUUACCGUGCCGCCUCCUGGAUGA